AUGAAUCGACCAGGUGUAGGACCGCAGGCCAUGCGUGGCAUACCCAAUGGAUUCCCAAAUCAACAGCAGAUGCAGAACAGGAACGUAUCAAAUAGGAUACCACCCAGUGGGAAAAUGGCAAACAAUGGAGCGACGUGGGCAUUUGGAGGUGUACCGAUGGGAGGAGCAGGCCUAGGAAAUCCACGCCCAAACAAUGGACCUAUGGCAAGCUUUGCACAAACAAUAGGAGGAUCUUCACAACCAGCUACACCACUAGAUUUGUCUGAGUUUCCCUCACUAUCAGGAAACCAGCCUCAGCACAAUCAGUCAACAUGGGGAGCGGCAGGAGCACGUAAUAUUGGCCCAGCAAAUAUACGGUUACAGCAAUCAGCUGGAUUAUCCGCACAACAUGCUGCGCAACAACAGCAACAAGACGAGCUCUUCAACUCAUCAACUCAAUUAUCGAACAAUUCGGGUGGGUUCAGAUUUGGGGCACAAAACGCAGUUGGUCAGUCUUCCCAACCGAGAAGCGCAGAUGAUUUUCCACCUCUGGGAAAUUCGAAUGGAGAGAUCGGCCAAGAUCGAAGCUCUGGUCUAUUACAAAAUGUGGGGUUUGGAGCCAGUGGGGGAUUAGGAUUUGGUUCUAAUAACCCACCACAGCAACAGCAAGCCAGGAGUAAUGGCCUUUUAAGUGCAUUAUCUACUGGUGGCCGAGUGGCACCAGGCAAUAGAAUUGAUUCACCAGCAAGUUUGUCAGGCCCAUCCACGAAUAGAUCCCCAAUAGACUCCAGCCGGCAAGGUCUACCACGCCUUGGAGAGAAUGAAGUCGGGAGCUUUCCAGACACUAAUUUUGGCUCGUCAAAUCCAAUACCACUUAGAGAAGACGAUAAUCAACAAUUUAAUAUGCCUACAGCAACGAACUCUCGACCAGAUGGCCCAUCAACCCUAACUCAAGCACAAGAACUCGACCCUAGUUCUCUAUCAAGAAGUGCUGAUAACGCGGACUCUAAAGUACAAGAUCCAUUAGCUCACAUGAGUGAUGCCGACAGAUUUGGACUAAAGGGAUUUUCCUACAUGAUGAACAAUUUUCCCGACUAUGCUGCUCUUGUCACUGGAACCGAUAUCAGCCAUCUGGGCCUCGAUCUAAAUUCUGAGCAACCUAUCUCAAACCAAAUCUACUCUUUAUGGGACAACGAGCCCCCACGACCAGAUGUCGCUCGUUUCAACCUCCCUGAAUGUUAUCGCGUUCUUAAUGUUGCUCCUCUCGAAAGCAAGAUGCCUAAUUUCAACGAAGAAGCCUUAUUGUUUAUGUUCUACAGUAAUCCGGGUGACAAGCAGCAGCUUAUGGCAGCAAGGGAGCUUGGCAAUAGGAAUUGGCGUUAUCAUAAAAAGAUGCAAGUUUGGCUUACCAAGGAUGAUUUGAUGGUUCCUCGUCAACUUACCCAACAGAUGGAGCAAGGCUACUACAUCUUUUUCGAUGUAAAGACUUGGUCAAGACAACGACGGGAAUUCACAUUGUCUUAUGAUGAUUUGGAAAGAGUCGAAGAUCGGUUUUAA
Botrytis deweyae is the source of this 1536-nucleotide messenger RNA. RefSeq lists its product as uncharacterized. Gene Ontology annotation, cellular component: P-body; CCR4-NOT core complex. Bases 1 to 1536 code for a protein of 511 amino acids. The record is from RefSeq and is a predicted model, not a curated record. Gene Ontology annotation, biological process: regulation of DNA-templated transcription; nuclear-transcribed mRNA poly(A) tail shortening. NCBI's taxonomy places the organism in Eukaryota, Fungi, Ascomycota, Leotiomycetes, Helotiales, Sclerotiniaceae. The transcript is spliced from 9 exons.